AUGGGUCAAUGGAUACAUGUGGCUGUGGUAGCAGCCUCAGUGGGAUGUGUUUCAACCCUUUUGUUGGUUUUUUUGUGGCGUUUGUGUCAUCACAGAAAACAUAAUCACAGAAACUUUGUUGAACCCAAUAGUUUGACCAGAAUGGAUAGUCUUCAAGCUGGAAUUGCAAGGCUUCAUCACCAACCUACAAUCUAUCAACAAUUUGAUCAGAAGAACAAGAAAAAAGGCAAUUUGUAUGUGUUUCAUAAUGGGGUCUCUGGAAGAAAACAUCUAUUUAAUUGGGCUGAUCAUCCAUACCUUGCUGCUGAUGCUGUAGAAAAUGGUUGGUGUAGAUUUGCUUUUACUAACUACAAGAGCAACAUGCCAACUCCUUCAAAGAAAUCAACCCUUUUAGGAGUGUGUGCUGCUGGUGAAUAUGGAAGAGAAUCUGAGGCUGAGAUAAGCUGGGAAGUGUGUCAGGGAUCAGCUGAAUAUGUGCAGAAGAUUAGGCUCAAUCCUGGGUUGAAAAGGGUUCUUCACACAAACAACUCUUCCAUGAGUGUUGCUUCUGUCAUUAGGACUGCUCUGCCACUACCUGGCCCUCCUUUGGGAAACUAUGCCUUCCCACAAGAGGCCUAUUUUGAAAUCACCAUAUUGUGCUAUCUUGCUAAUGAUCAUGAAUUGGUUGGAAAGAGAGAAGGGGAGAAGACAAAACUGCUCAUUGAAGAUAGUUCAAAUGGAAAAGGUGAUUUGGGCAUAGUUGAAGAAACAAAACUUGGUAAAGAGGGUAGUGGAAAGAGUGGAUCUGUAAUGUUUUCAUUGGGGUUGACAGCAGGAGGGGCUGUUCCUUUGAGAGUUCCAGGGAGCUACCCUAGGAGCAUUGGGUUCAAUUCCAAUGGUUCUGUCUUUCUUGAAGGAAUGAAACUUGUGUUGGAGUCAGAGAAGGCACAAUGGGUAGGAGCUGAUAGGGUAGUUGGGUGUGGGUAUGAUCCAAGGCAGAAAAAGGUUUUCUUCACUUUGGACUCAGAAUUGGUGCAUGUGAUCCACUGCCAAUCAGAGGAAUUUGGCACUCCACUUUGUCCAACGCUGGCUGCAAACGUAGACAUUGUGGUUUUAGUUAAUUUUGGACAAAGUGCAUUCAAAUACGCACCUGCAAAUGCACAAAGAACACCAAAUCCAUGUUUCAUAGCCCCACUUGUAAACUCCCCUGCUGCUACCAUUGGUUAUGAUGACAGCAAGGAGUUGUUCUCAAUGGGAAGGAUUGAUUCUCAGUGGCUUAAUCGAUCUGCAAUAAAAGGAAACCACAACAAUGGGACUAAUAAUAACCAUGCCUUCGAUUUUGAUGAGGAGUCUGAGGCUGAUCUAUUUGAAAUAGUCUUGGAUGGUUCAGAAAAAUCUCCACACACACUUUCAUAG
This is a messenger RNA of Abrus precatorius (Indian licorice), 1395 nucleotides long. RefSeq lists its product as uncharacterized. The record is from RefSeq and is a predicted model, not a curated record. The transcript is spliced from 2 exons. NCBI's taxonomy places the organism in Eukaryota, Viridiplantae, Streptophyta, Magnoliopsida, Fabales, Fabaceae. Gene Ontology annotation, biological process: cell-cell adhesion. Bases 1 to 1395 code for a protein of 464 amino acids.